UCUGUUAUUCUUUUUUGUUCUGUGACCUUUUUUUUGUUGUGCUUUGGUUGGUGACCAGCAGAGAUACACAGUAAACAAAACACAGAAGAGAGGAGAUGCUCGUGUACACUCAAAGCAAUGGGCUGUUAUCCAUGAGGCCUGAGCAGCGCCACAAUCGCUGCUAGCUGCUGCCACUCGUACACGUACACGUACUCGGCCUGCCACUUGUUGCAUGCAGCACUCAUGAUGCAACAGGAGGAGCAGCAGCCACAGCAGCCACAACGAACUCGAUUCAAGUCUGCAGCUUGCCACUCAUACGCCAUGUGGGCGAGGGGCGUCAACCGGAGGAUGUUGCAACAGCAGAUAGCCAGAACAACAGACGCAACAGCCACAUUAGCCCACGGCCAAGGCUAGGCCAAGGCACAACCCAAAACAGCAGCAACAAAACAGCAACAACAAGAGAAAACUUCAAAAAGCUGAACAACUUUUGUUGAACUUAACGAAAAAGCAACGCAAAAAUGUCUGAGUCGCGCCGUCAGUCGGUGAACCUACGGGCCAUGCCCCCGGGCGUGCUAGUCAACGAUAGCCGUGCCAACUCCACCGAUGACAUACAAAUCGCACUGGCACCACACAUCCAAACCUACCUGAGCCAGACCGGUCGCCGGCACUCGUGCUGCAGCGUCAUGCUGCCGGUGGCCUUCGAGCGCGCCGCCGCCAAGUCCUGGCUGGACCCGAAGUUCGACUCGCCCGUGCUCGAGGAGCAGUACCAGGCCAGCGUCUUUCCACAUGUGCGCAUGAGAUACAGGUUCACGCUGUCGUACAUUCUGCUCUGCUCGCUGGCUUGGUGCCUGUACUUUGUGGUGGAUGGCGGCUCGGAGGACUUCUGGCGACCCAUUUCCAGCUCGUUCUCCAUGCUCUCGCUGGUCACGAUCAUGGCGCUGUGCUUCACCCACUGGGACCUCUACAGGCAGCAUCGCACCUUGACCUCGGCGGUGACGGCGCUGCUGCUGUGCGGCGCCUCCCUGGCCUUCCUCACGUACACGGGCCGGGCCUUCAGUCCGCUGGGCCACUUCGCCAUCUGCCUGGAGAUAGUGCUGCUGAUCUACACGGCGCUGCCCAUGCCGCUGUGGGUGGGCGCGGCGAUCGCCAUCUCCUACUCGAUCGCCUUCGAGCUGGUGUCCCACAUGGUCAUCGGCUGCAGCGCCAUCCACGGCGGCGGAUCGGCGGUGGCUCCCAGCAGCGAGCCCAGCCACAAGAUACUCAUCCUGCGGAUCAUGGCCCACCUGAGUGUCCACCUGGUGGGCGUCCACGUGCUCGUCAUGAAUCUCGUGCGCAUGCGCGGCACCUUCAUGAAGGUCGGCCAGAACCUGCUGGUGCGCCGCCAGCUGGAGAUGGAGAAGCAGCUCAAGGAGAAGAUGAUACACUCGGUGAUGCCGCCCAAGGUGGCGGACAUGCUGCUCAACGAGGGCGGCAGCGCCGGCCUGGACUCGGGCCUGCCGCCCGAGUCCCACUACAUGCGGCCGCGCGCCUCCAACGACGUGAAGUCCCUGUUCCGGCCCUUCCACAUGCACAGCAUGGAGAACGUGAGCAUCCUCUUCGCGGACAUUGUCGGCUUCACGCGCAUGUCCUCCACCAAGACGGCCGAGCAGCUCGUCGAGAUCCUCAACGAUCUGUUCGAGCGCUUCGACGACCUGUGCAGCCUCAGCGGCUGCGAGAAGAUCUCCACCCUGGGCGACUGCUACUACUGCGUCUCCGGCUGCCCCGAGCCGCGGGCCGACCACGCCAUCUGCUGCGUCGAGAUGGGCCUCGGCAUGAUCGACGCCAUGCGCUGCUUCGACGCCCAGCGCCACGAGGGCGUCAAGAUGCGCGUCGGCGUCCACACGGGCACCGUGCUCUGCGGCAUUGUGGGCACGCGACGCGUCAAGUUCGACGUGUGGAGCAACGACGUCAGUCUGGCCAACAAAAUGGAGUCCUCGGGCAAGCCGGAGCAGGUGCACAUCUCGCAGGAGACUUCGAGCUUCCUGGGCGACAACUACUACCUGGAGGAGGGCGAGGAGGUCUUCGGCCACCGCACGUACUUCGUGGUGGGACGGCGGAGCGACUUUUCGCGCACGAACAGCCUGAGUCCCAGCAUGCCGGCGCAUGCCAUUGGUGGCAGCUCCCUGCUGCUGCCGGGCGGCCAGGGCGGCCAGGGCGGAUCCCUGUCGCAGAGCGCGACCAACAUCUCGGCAGUGCAGCCGCAGGUGCCGCCCGCGUCGCCGGUGGGGCAGCUCUCCAACUCGCUGAACCCCUCGCCCGUGCUCUCCAUGCGCCCGCGGCUGACCUCGCUGAGCAUGAAGCUGCGCAAGAAGUCGCAGAGCAGCAGCCAGAGCCAGAGCCACAGCCACAGCCAGAGCCGAGAGCGGGACAUUGAGCGGGGCAUUGGCAGCCUGCAUCCGGCGGCCAGCGGCCUGCCGCCCGUCGUGGUGGUGCGGCAACGGCCGAAGAUCAUCAUCACCACCAAGUCCCUGCCCGGCAGCCUCGACUCCGAUGAGCAGCCAGCGUCGCCGUCGACUCCGCCACCGCCGCCGCCGCCUCCGCCGCCGCCUCCACCGCCGCCCAAGAGCCGUCUGCUGGCGGCGUGGAAGGUGCCGCGCUUCCUCAAGCGCUUCGAGGAGCUGGCCACUCGCGCCAGCCAAAGUCAGUCGGAGAAGGAGAAGGAGGAGGCCCAUCUCCACUCCCAUCUGCAGCCCGAGGAGACGUUGGCCUUCAUGGAGGCCACGCCACAGAAUGGCAAUGGCAACGGGAAUGGCAACGGGCCCAGCUGUGUGUACCAGCAGCUGCCGAUGCUCGUGGAGUCCUGCGGCGGCAGUCGGCUGGGCCACCAGUCACUGGACAUACCGAGCGCGACGCGGCCCAUGCUGCACCACGCGGCCACCUCCACGGCGCUGGCCAGCAGCGUGCUGCGCUCCCCCGAAGGCUACUCGGCGGCGGCAGGCACCAGCGGGGGGGCGGGCGGCUGCUGCUCGCCCGGCCAGUACUCCAUGUACGACGACAUCAUCGACGUGCGCUCCUACAUCAGUCAGUCGCGCAGCGACAUCUCCCCCUUCGGCCGCUCCGGCAGCUAUCGGAGUCAGUGCGGCAGGCAGUCCGGCGGCGGAGGCGGAGGCGGCGGUGGAGCUGUGCUGCCCGUGGAGCAGUCGCCGCUGCCCAGGCCCCGCGCGAACACACUGUCCACGGGCAGGCCACCGGUCGAGCCGGGCAGCUCCAGUGUCCAGCCCAGUCCCUGCUGCCUGCCCGCCCCGCCAGCCGCAGGCGCAGGCGCAGGCGGUGGCCACUCGCGCAACUCCAGCAUCUGCCCCUCGGCCACGUCGCGCAAGGACUCGGGCAUCAAGAGCAACUCGCGCAGGUCCUCCAUCCAGCAGCAGAUCUACGCGCUCAACCAGUCGGCCAUCAGCCAGCACCGCGUCUCCGGCUACUUCACCAGCUCCACCUCGAGCAUCUCGAAUCUGAACGACAUGCAGGGCCUGCCCCUGCCCAUGCCCCUGCCGCUGGGCCUGGGCCUGCCGCUGCCCAUGGUGGUGCCGCAGCCGCAGCCACAGCUGCCAGUCCCCCUGCCGCUGCCCCUGCCGCUGCUCAUGCAGCCGUGCUCCGCGCAGAUGAUGGGCGACCCGCUGGCCGCCUGCCUGCAGCAGCUGCGCAAGCAGUCGGACCUGCAGCUCAUCCGCUGCGUGCGGGACAACGCCAGGUCGCAGCGGAGCUACCUCGUGAAGCCGCCGCUGCGGGGCUUCAGCCUGUACUUCAAGUCCCGCCAGCUGGAGCGGGACUUUCGCUCCAAGGCGCACCGCUUCGGGGCGGAGAACGAGACGGAGGGGCCGCCCACGCUGGCCACGCCCAGGUACAACACGUACAUCGACAUCUUCGUGGGCAUCGCCGUGUACCUGUGCAUCUCGGUGUCGCUCUUCCUGAUGACCCAGAACACGGUGACGCCGAGCUUCCGCCUGUGGGUGACGCUCUUCUCCUGCUUCACGGCCAUCCAGGUGUUCGCCCUCUUCCUGUUCACGCGCCAAAUGUGCCGGCGUCACGGCACGGGACGUGCCAGCAGCAGCAGCAGGUCGCGCCUGCGCACCAAGUGCGAGGCGGCCCAAGGACACAAGCAGGAGCAGGAUGCAGAUGCAGAGGGAGAGGGAGAGCGAGAUGCAGAUGGCGAUGCAGAUCUAGACAUUGAAGCUGGCCUGAGGCGGGCGGCGCCGCAGUUCCGUUCGUGUGCGGAUCGCAUAUUCGAGGCCAUCUCCAGCUGGUAUCCGUGGCACAUCUGCCUCGCGGUGCUCAUGGCCAUGCCCGUGCUGCUCAUCAUCGCCAACUUCCUGCUGCUGGACCUCGAGCAGCUGGAGGCCUUCGAGUACCACUACGGCUUCCUCAUCUUCGUGUGCAUCGUGCACUUCUGCAACUUCACGCAGCUCAACUGCUGGGUGCGCAACAUCCUGGCCUUCAUGGCCGCGCUCUGCUUCGUCGGCAUCGCCGUGUCCCAGCUGAUGGUCUACUCGAGCCGCAGCGACCAGGCGGAGUCCGAGGAGGAGCAGGAGCAGAGCAGCUCCUCGUACAUCUUCGAGGAGAUCAAGUGGUUCCACGACUACCACGUGGAGAUCUAUCUGGACCUGCUGCUCAUUCUGGUGCUGGUCUGGUUCCUCAAUCGCGAGUUCGAGAUCGGCUACCGGCUGACGUUCUACGGCAAUGCGGUGGCCAACCAGGACAAGGUCCGUGUGCAGAACAUGAAGAACCAGGCGGACAUGCUGCUGCACAACAUCAUCCCCAAGCACGUGGCGGAGCACCUGAAGAACACGGCCAAGUACUCGGAGAACCAUCGCAACAUUGCCAUCAUCUUUGCCUCCAUCGUCAACUUCAACGAGAUGUACGACGAGAGCUACCUCGGCGGCAAGGAGUUCCUGCGCGUCCUCAACGAGCUCAUCGGGGACUUCGACGAGCUGCUGUCCCGCCCGGAGUUCCGUUCCGUGGAGAAAAUCAAGACGAUUGGCUCCACGUUCAUGGCGGCCAGCGGGCUGGAUCCCUCCCAUCGCGGCGCCGGCGACGAGCACAUCCACACCCUCAUGGAGUUCUCCAUUGCCAUGCAGGAGGUGGUGGACGCCUUCAACAAGGACCUGCUCGAGUUCAAUCUCAUUCUGCGCAUCGGCAUGAACAUUGGCGACGUGACGGCGGGCGUCAUCGGCACCAGCAAGCUCUACUACGACAUCUGGGGCGAUGCCGUCAAUGUGGCCUCGCGCAUGGACUCCACGGGUCUGCCCAAUCGCAUCCAAGUGGGCAAGGACUGCCUGCCCUUUCUCACCGCUCGCUACGACUUUGAGCCGCGCGGCAGUGUCUAUGUCAAGGGCAAGGAUCACAUGGAGGUCUUUCUCUACACAGAUCGACGGUCGGAUGCUCUCUCAGCGAAGCAGGAGCCAGAACCAGUGGAGGAGCAGCAGCAGCAGCAGGUUGAAGCUCUUGCAGAUGAUGACGAUGAGGAAGAGUUUCACUCGAGCGAGACCACAACGCUCUUCAAGUCGCAGGAGGAGUCUGUGCAGGCGAAUGGCGGCACAAUUGCGACGCAGCCAGCCACACAGUCCGUGGAGCCAUAGGACACAGGACACAGGACACAGCCUCAUCGCGGACCACUCUUGGCAGUGGGCGGCACUUGAGAAAUGGUUUCAGAAUUGCAUUUAAUGAAUCUGCAAGGGCCAGCGAGGCAGGAGCUUGGUCCAAGCGGUUUGCUGAUGUUCCUUGAUGCUGCUGCUGCUGCAGGAGGAGGUGGAGGAGUGUGUGCAGGGGGGGGAACUUACGUGGGUUGGGGGAGCGACGGAGGGACAAACCAUUGGAGUUUUUGUGAUAUGUAAGCUAGAAAGAAUAUGAAUUAUGAAUAGAUAGAAACGAUGGAAUCGGAUAAGGGUUAAGUGCUCCAUUGAUUGAUUGAUUGAUUGAUUGGUGGCUCGAUUGAUUGAUUAUGUUUUAAGCGCUGUCGUCUGUCGUCUGUCGUCUGCCAUCUGGCAGCUGCAAGGACUUCCCCCCCCUCUUAGAAUGUUCGACUUAAAUGUAUUAGCAAGUUGCUUAGCUGUAGCCCCCGUAUAUGUAUAUGUAGUGUAAAUGUGUAAAUAAGUGUGUGCUCCUUGCCCCACACCCUGCCGCCUGUAAGCUAUUUCUUGUGUGUUUUUUUUUUUUUUUUGUCGCCUAGCAUAAUUGCCGCUUGCUGGAGCUGGAGGGCAAGGAGCCGCAGCUCUACUCUAAGCGAAACUAAUCUGAAAUCGGUGGCUUUAAAUGUUGUCCAGCAAGAGCAGCGAUUACGCGUGCCAGCAAACCAUCUGUGGACCGUGUGUGCAUGUUGGAAUUAUCCUCUAAAAAUGUAACCUCUAUUUUUUUUUUGUGUGUGUGAAGCAAACGAAUGGACACUAUCUAGCUGUGUGUAAUUGUUGUUGUUCAUGUUGAUCGUAAGUAGAUAUUUGUAUGUGCAUGUGUGUGUGUGUGUUUAGGCAUGGUUCAUCCACGCGCAGCUGCAGCACAAAAGUAUGCUACGGCACGCGGAAUUGCACUGCUUGGCAAUCGACUGCUUGCACACACGCUCGCACACCCACCAAACGCUUUCACCUCUCUCUCUCUCUCUCUCUCUCUCCCUCUCUGUCUCUGUCUCUGUCUCUCCCAAUCGUUUUUAUACGUCUUUUGUAUCAUCUUUUGCCACACCCACUUAAGGCCACUCAAUUUCCCGCUACGAAAACCAAAACAAAAUGGAAAGCAGUGAAAACAAAUAUACAACAAACAAUUUUUGGAGUAUAUUUCAUAUGAAACCUAUGGACCCUAUUGUAUUUUUAUAUAUAAAAACCAAAACACAAGUAUUUUCUACUAAUUUAUUGAACAAAACAAAAA
This is a messenger RNA of Drosophila subobscura, 6867 nucleotides long. RefSeq names its product adenylate cyclase type 9 (gene Ac13E). The transcript is spliced from 6 exons. The record is from RefSeq and is a predicted model, not a curated record. Gene Ontology annotation, molecular function: adenylate cyclase activity. The coding region runs from base 498 to 5591 and encodes 1697 amino acids. Gene Ontology annotation, biological process: adenylate cyclase-activating G protein-coupled receptor signaling pathway; cyclic nucleotide biosynthetic process; intracellular signal transduction. Lineage: Eukaryota; Metazoa; Arthropoda; Insecta; Diptera; Drosophilidae.